This is a messenger RNA of Physella acuta, 2459 nucleotides long. Its product is annotated as cocaine esterase. Lineage: Eukaryota; Metazoa; Mollusca; Gastropoda; Physidae. The record is from RefSeq and is a predicted model, not a curated record.
GUUUACACACCAGUUUUUGUGACUGGGUGUUGAUCAAGUGGUUUACUGGGCCCAGAGGGAGGUCAACCGUUAAAAGAUGGACACAGACGUGAAGCGUACAAAGUUUAUCAAGCGUGUCUCCUUUAUCUGUCUUCUGCUGCAUUGGGCUGUGUUGCUAGGCGACGUCACUCGUGCAGACGACCAACACGUCAUCGUGUCCACGGCAAGUGGCCAGGUGAGAGGUGUUGUUGUUGAUGGCGGCUUGGAGCAGAGAGUCAACAAGUUUAUGGGAAUUCCCUAUGGCAAGUCUCCAACCGGUCCGAGACGUUUUGCUAAGCCUGAAGCAGCCGACAGCUGGCAAGGGGUCAGGGAUGCUACAGCCCCGAGCCCCCAGUGUCCACAGAUUGACCCCCUAGAUAGAAGCGAUGGACCCCCCAUGGACGAAGACUGCCUGAACUUGAACGUGUUCGUAUCCGUCGUGUCGGCAGACGGACUUCCGGUCGUGUCGGCUGACCGACUUCCGGUCAUGGUCUGGAUCCACGGGGGCUCCUUUUAUUUCGGGACCGGCGCAAAGUUUGACGGCGCCCCAUUAGCCCGAAAGGGCGUGGUCGUAGUGACGGUCAACUACCGCCUGGACGCCAUGGGGUUUCUCAGCACAGAAGAUGACGUCAUCGCCGGGAACUUCGGGCUCCUGGAUCAAAUCCUGGCUCUGCAUUGGGUCCAGAGAAACAUCCAGUACUUUGGUGGUGACGCCGGUCAUGUGACCGUGUUUGGGGAAAGUGCCGGUGGCGCAUGCGUGGCCCUGCUUGUUCUCAGUCCCCUGGCUAGCGGGCUGUUCCACAAUGCCAUCGUAGAAAGUGGCUCCUCCCUCGCUUUCUGGACCCUGAGCUACCCAGCCAACCAGCCCAAAGCCCAGGACAUCGCUAGACUAGUGGGAGACAAAGUAAACUGCACGCAACCGGACUCUGACGGCUUCUUGGUGUGUAUGCGUGGCGUGGAGGCGGGCAGGAUCAUUAACGCGAGCCAUGACGUCAGAACUAAUGCAGGUUAUGACGUCAUGUUCAUACCUCGGGUGGAGACGGUCUACAGAGUUAUCCCGGAUCUGCCCCUGAACUUGUUGCUGACGGGACGGUUGAAUCACGUGCACACAAUCCGCGGCUACAACACACACGAGGCGUGGUAUUUCCUGGACAACACAACUGAGGAGACAACUCGCGAGGGUUUUAGACAAAAUUUAAUGGGAGUUCUUUCCCCUUUUAACAUCCCGAAUAUACUAGACUUAUUAAACCACUAUGAAGAUGUUUACCUAGGCAACACGACUGACCGGAAGUACAUUCAGCGUCAGCUGUUAGCGGCACUUUCAGACACCGUGUUUAUCGUUCCGACCGUGCAGGAAAUUCUCCUUGAAUCGCGUGCCUCCCCCAACCACCAGCACUACCUGUACGAGUUCCGCUACAAGAAAAGUGUCAGCGCCCUACCUGACUGGGUCCACGCUGUACACGGAGACGAAGUCCCCUUUGUCUUCCACGCGUUUGGCAGCCAUUUCUUUUGGCCGGAGGGGAGGGGGGCCACACAAAACGACACGGACGUAUCGGAACUGAUGAUGGCCUUGUGGACAAACUUUGCUCGUUUCCGUGACCCCACACACAAUGGGACGGCUGUCACGUGGGAGCCGUUGACCACUUCCCACUUAAAUCUCCUUAGGGUGGACGUGCCCCCAAUGUCGACAGUCUACCAGGACGGGGGGACCAGAGAUUUGUACAGCAAACUACUGAGGGAGUUGAUGUCAGUAACCCCAAACACGGUCGUAGGUUGAAGGUGUUGAUGUCAGUAACCCCCAACACGGUCGUUGGAUGAAGGUGUUGAUGUCAGUAACCCCCAACACGGUCGUUGGAUGAAGGUGUUGAUGUCAAUAACCCCCAACACGGUCGUUGGUUGAAGGUGUUGAUGUCAGUAACCCCCAACACGGUCGUUGGAUGAAGGUGUUGAUGUCAGUAACCCCCAACACGGUCGUAGGUUGAAGGUGUUGAUGUCAGUAACCCCCAACACGGUCGUAGGUUGAAGGUGUUGAUGUCAGUAACCCCCAACACGGUCGUAGGUUGAAGGUGUUGAUGUCAGUAACCCCCAACACGGUCGUAGGUUGAAGGUGUUGAUGUCAGUAACCCCCAACACGGUCGUAGGUUGAAGGUGUUGAUGUCAGUAACCCCCAACACGGUCGUAGGUUGAAGGUGUUGAUGUCAGUAACCCCCAACACGGUCGUUGGUUGAAGGUGUUGAUGUCAGUAACCCCCAACACGGUCGUUGGUUGAAGGUGUUGAUGUCAGUAACCCCCAACACGGUCAUUGGAUGAAGGUGUUGAUGUCAGUAACCCCCAACACGGUCGUUGGUUGAAGGUGUUGAUGUCAGUAACCCCCAACACGGUCGUAGGUUGAAGGUGUUGUAGUUACUGUUUAAGUGGAUGGAUUAAAUACCUCAAUUCUC